Molecule: messenger RNA, 1299 nt
Organism: Charadrius vociferus (killdeer)
Lineage: Eukaryota; Metazoa; Chordata; Aves; Charadriiformes; Charadriidae
Product: complement receptor type 1-like
Exons: 11
Coding region: 1-1299 (432 amino acids)
Source: RefSeq, a predicted model, not a curated record
AUGACGAGGGGACGAAAGUCGUGCGGUCUACCAGACAUCACGAAUGGCAAGUUUGCCUCCACCACCGAUCUCCUGUUCGGGGCGAAAAUAACCUACACCUGUAACGAUGGGUACCGCUUAGUUGGGGAGUCGACCGCAGAAUGUAUACUUGGGGACAGUGGAGUUCAUUGGAGUCACGUGCCACACUGUGCCAUUAUUCCCUGUUCACCACCUCCUGAGAUCAAGAAUGGGAAGAUCAACAGCGGGGCCGGAGACUUCACCGUUGGCGCGGUUGUAACUUAUAGCUGUAACGAACAUUUUUCUCUUAUUGGAAACGCUGAGAUUCACUGUACGACGACAGAUGAUAAACUUGACGGAAAAUGGAGCGGUCCAGCCCCUGAAUGCAAAGUGGUCAGAUGUGAAAAUCCAAAAGUGAAAAAUGGGAGAAAGUUGUCUGGCUUCGGCACUGAGCACACAUAUAAAAAUACAGUGAUUUUUGAGUGUGAUUCUGGUCAUGUAUUGAACGGUAGCGGUGUAGUUACUUGUGAAGCAGACAAUACCUGGAAGCCGCGUCUGCCAACAUGUGACCCAAUCCCCUGUGGUCCUGCCCCGCAAUUCCAUUUCGCCGAGUUAACAAGCGCUGUGGGUGACAGCUCUCCAGCCGAAACGAAGCUGAUGUAUCGGUGUAAACCGGGUUAUGCUCUAGCUAGUGGGAAGUCCUCUGUUGUCACUUGUCUGAGGGGUCCGACUUGGUCUGUAGACUCAGACUUCUGCAUACGACAGCAAUGUGCUCCUCCCAAGAUAGAGAAUGGGGAUGUGAUUGCAGAGAAUUUCAUGUUUGGGACGGUUGUGACAUUCCGCUGUCAUCCCGGUGGCUUUGAUGUGACCAAAUCCCGUUUCAUAGCAGGGGCAACUUCUGGUGGCCUACACGCGGUGGUGUGGGGGAAGAACCCUUUCUGGGCCAUCUUCUGGAAAGCACCAAACUUCUUCUCUUUCUUUAGCUGGGAGAAGUACUCAGACACUCUUGCUGAUGUCCCUCCUGUAGGACGGCACUCUGACAGUCGCUGUGAAGAGCCCCCCACCAUUGACAAUGGGAUGCACAACGGCACAAAGGGCACAGUCUUUGUCCAUGGCUCCACUGUAGCUUAUAAAUGCAGGGAUGGCUUCACCCUUGCUGGAGCGGCCCUCCUUCAGUGCAUGGCAGGAGAUCAGUACCGGGGAGUGUGGAACGAGCCCGCUCCUGAAUGCAGAGGUGGAGCAAACGUGAUCAUUGCUGGAAUCUUCCCCCUCCUCCUGGCGAUGCUGGUUACGAAUGUCUAG